Emericellopsis cladophorae is the source of this 765-nucleotide messenger RNA. RefSeq lists its product as uncharacterized. NCBI's taxonomy places the organism in Eukaryota, Fungi, Ascomycota, Sordariomycetes, Hypocreales, Bionectriaceae. Bases 1 to 765 code for a protein of 254 amino acids. The record is from RefSeq and is a predicted model, not a curated record. The transcript has a single exon.
AUGCAUUGGGCCUCACCUCACAAAACCAUCACAGGGCGCAACAAUUUCAGCAUGUCGAAGCAAUCAUCCCAGAGCGCCUGGCAGCCUACGGGCACUCUUGAUGCCGACGCCCCUCCUCCAUACACGGAACACGAGCAACCGUGUGCGACGACAGCUGGCAACCCGCUCUACGUAGAUCCUCCAAAACCAUACCUCGACAAAGCCAGCCUCCAUAUCGCAGAUCAUCUGGAGGAUGCCAUUGCCAAAUUCAACGAGAGCAUUCAAGUUGAGCCGCAAGGGUCCAAGAUUGAAGCUGUAUUCCUUCCCAAAGCUGCGUUUGGUGAUGGCUGGGUUCUGCCUCGCGCGACUCUGGUAGACACGCUCAAGCCUGGCGCGCAGGCCUCUGCCAUGGGACAUCAACGCAGGCUGUUUCACGUCAGGACAUUUCUCGAUGAGAAUGACACGGAUCUGGGGCCUCAUGGGGAGGUGCAAGGCCAAGGGAACGGCUCAUGCAGCUCAUCCGCGACGGAAUUUGACGGCUGGGGUCGCUGGGACGCGGCGCGCAACAAGAGCUCCAGCAAUGAGCUCUGGUUCACCAGCCGCGAGCUGGCGACGGCGUUGGUCGAGUAUCUCCGUCAUGGCUCCAUGGGCUCACGCUACCUCGACGUCGACCCGCGCACCCGUGGGCUUGAUGUGGAGGACGUCACACUGCGUCGGCAGACGCCCAUGGGGCUCUACGAGAGCAAGGCUGGCUUUGCGAUUGUCAUUGAGGGGAGGCGACUGUAA